Messenger RNA from Entrophospora sp. SA101, 495 nucleotides. The record is from the annotation of a GenBank genome assembly. Lineage: Eukaryota; Fungi; Glomeromycota; Glomeromycetes; Entrophosporales; Entrophosporaceae.
AUGCCACAUGACUCCGAUCGUGAAGAAUCUUCAUGGUUUUCAAGAUUAUAUGCUAAUUUGGAUGCAUUAACUUGUGGUUGCUUUGCUUGGAGAAAUUACAAGAAUAGACCUGAGUCAUUAGCCACUCGAGUUUGGGAAGCAGUUGAAAACGACAAUACUUCCGAGAACAAGAAGUUUUUAGGUAUAACUCCUCAAAAAAUAAGACUUCCUGAAACUUCUUAUACUGGCUAUGGUGGAAGAACGAUUCUAGUUAAAGAUGUACCACCAUAUGCUCGAAAUUUACCUGAAAUGUUUUAUCGUUAUAGUCCUAAAAGUUGGGCAGAUGCUAAGAAAUAUCAAUUACAGGUUAGAUUAUCUAACCACGUUUUAAAUUUAUUAAGGCAACAAGGAUACAGAGUAAUCUAUAAUAGGCAAUGGUAUGUAAUGUUAAAGUGGAUACAAAAUCCUGAAUUAUAUAUUGAUAAUAAAUACCCGCCAUUUAUUAGAAUCGAAUAA